Ictalurus punctatus (channel catfish) is the source of this 3506-nucleotide messenger RNA. It is a transcript of the gene slc46a1, whose product is annotated as solute carrier family 46 member 1. The record is from RefSeq and is a predicted model, not a curated record. Bases 189 to 1667 code for a protein of 492 amino acids. NCBI's taxonomy places the organism in Eukaryota, Metazoa, Chordata, Actinopteri, Siluriformes, Ictaluridae. The transcript is spliced from 6 exons. Gene Ontology annotation, biological process: transmembrane transport. Gene Ontology annotation, cellular component: plasma membrane. Gene Ontology annotation, molecular function: transmembrane transporter activity.
UGACCUGACACAAGCACAAGUGACAACAGAGAGCGUACAGACGACUUGAGUCUGCAGCUACAGAGAGGGGAAACUUUCAUUUUAACUUUAAAAUGAACUAACAGUGGCUGGCUUUAAAAACUAAAUGAUGACGCUUUACUAAACGGACAUUUGUAGGUUAAAGUUUUGAAUGCUUCCAGUGUGUCAUCAUGGAGGAAGACUCGGACACGAGGGAAAUCAUGUCGUCAGACACGCUGAGGCCGCUGGAGGAGCAGGAGGCGCUGGAGGAGCAGGCGGCGCUGGAAGAGCAGGCGGGAAGCCGCUCUGGCUGUUCCGGGACUCCUCCAUUCGCAUGUCCGCUCUCAGUCACUGUCGAGCCCGUGCUCUUCCUCUCCAUGUUCUCACUGGCACUGCAGAUGCCACUUUACACGCAGUACCUCUGGGAUCGCAUUAGCGAGGAUGUGGGCUAUAACGGCACGAGAAGAGGAGGAGGAGGAGGAUGUGGUAAUUCAUCUGCUGAACACGAGCCGCUCCAGAAGGAGGUGGAAGCUCUAACUGCACAGUGGAACUUGUACAUCAAUCUGGGAGGAUAUCUUGUGGGCCUCUUCGUUGUGAUCCUGCUCGGCUCGUGGAGUGACCGAGCAGGACGGCGUCUCAUCUUGAUUCUUCCCAGUUUAGGUCUGGCUGUCCAGGCUGCUGUCUACCUGACUGUCAUGUACCUGAAACUGCCUGUGGCGUGGUUCCUAUUGGGACGAAUCUGCAGUGGUUUGUCUGGGGAUUUCAAUGCCAUUCUGGCUGGCUGCUUUGCUUAUGUGGCUGACAUCAGUGACAAGCGUUUUCGAACAUUUCGUGUGGCGAUACUGGAGGCAUGUCUGGGGCUUGCUGGGAUGUUUGCAAGCAUAAUUGGGGGCAAAUGGCGACAUGCACAAGGGUAUAUCAACCCUUUUUGGCUUGUGCUGGCCACAAACCUGGCCACGGCCCUCUACGCUUACCUCUUCGUACCCGAGUCAGUGACUCCGGACCCUGGGGCAAGGCUGUUCUCCACUCAGCACCUCAGAGCUGUCUAUAAUCUAUAUGCAUCUGGAGGACAAGGAGGACACAGGACCAGACUCUGGCUCUACACCCUCUGCUUCUUCCUGGUGGUCACAGUGCAUUUUGGAUCACGGGAGCUGUACGUACUCUAUGAGCUGAGUACACCUCUGUGCUGGGAUUCUGAGCUAAUUGGGUACGCUUCGGCCGCUCAGCACAUGGCCUACCUUACCAGUCUGCUAGGCCUGAGGGUCUUACAGCGCUGCCUUGAUGACUCAUGUGUGGCCAUCCUUGGCCUGGUGUCCAACAUAGCUGGCUUGGUGGUGUUUUCAUUUGCAAACACUACAGGUCUCAUGUUCACAGGAUACGGCCUGUGUUUUCUCCUUAUGGCUUCCACCCCAGUCCUGAGAUCCAAACUGUCCAAACUAGUGGACCCUUCAGAGCAAGGUGCUCUCUUUGCGUCGGUGGCUUGUGUAGAGGGUCUGUGCUCACUGGUGGCCAGCGGAGUUUUUAACUCGCUCUACCUCGCCACCUUACACAUGAUGAAGGGACUUCCUUUCCUCUUCGGAGCCAUGCUCCUUCUCUUUCCUGCUGGAAUAAUUGGGGCCUUGUGGUUCAGAGAGAGGAGGAUCAUUAAUGGAGAAGCUGCAGUGAACUGAUACUGGCUGUGCAAAAUCCUUGACCUUGAAAAAGAGAAAAAAGACAACCAUCUCAGUCCCAGACUCUGUUUUAUGCAAAAUGUCUAUGUUUACUGCUCAGAACAUUUUGAUGAAACUUUUUUUUUCAGUAGAAAUCCCAUGAUGUGUGAUAUAAAGGAAUAAUGGGUACUUUAACUGUAUUAACAGUUAAGCAGUUUUAACUGUGACUUUUGACAUUUUAUAUUUUUUGAACAGCUGUACGUCUAAUAGAAGGCUAUGGGAUUUCGAUAAAUUGCACUAGUCUUUUUUUUAUUAUUAUUUUAUAAUCAAUUCCAGCAUUAUGGAUGUGAUCUUUGCACUCAUGUUGGCUAGCAAGAUGUCUCACAGCAGAUAUAAGCUUAGGAUCAGUGAGUCAGUUUGUACAUGUUGUCAUUUAACCUCUUGAGUACAAUGAAGAGAAAUCUUAAAGUAUUGAUGUACAUGUUUCUCAUACACACACACACACACACACACACACACACACACACAGUAUGGCCAAAAUUCUGUAGACACCUGACCAUCUCACCCAUAUGUGGGCCUUCCCUAAACUGUUGCCACAAACCUGUUCUAGCAUAUUAAUGCACAUGGUUUUUGAAUGGGAUGUUUAGUACUCAGGUGUCCACAUACUUUUAACCAUAUAGUGUAAUUAUAAACAGAUAACUACUACGAUCAUUUUAUUUAAAAUGUUAGUAAGUUGCUAUGGGAUAAGAAGAUUUUUUUUCAUACAACAGCACACCAUAUCCUAUUUUAUUGCUUACAUAUUACCCAAUAUUCCAUGAUAUUGACUCAUGAACAGCGUAACAGUGCCGUAGCAGUCUGGGAAUACAGAGUUACACGGGGUCUGAGAGCAUGGCCUGAAGUCCCUUAAGGAGUUUCGGAUAACAGCUACAGUCUCAACACAGGACACAGGUCUCCUAAAAAAAAACACAAUCACAAAGGUUCGCACUCGCUGGGGAUGUUCUUAUGGUAGCAACAUGGAUCACGAUCAUCUGCCGUUCCGACUUAGUCUGAUUAGAUCAGUACCUUGUGAGAAUUCCCAGUUCUCCACAAGUUCAGAGAAGUAGGGACAUUUUCAGAGAGUAACUCAGCAAGUAUUGGCUGUAUGCAGUAGGUACAAAAGGAAACAAUACAUUGAUACAGUUGAAAUAAAAGUGUAUUUGCUUCCUAUUAACAGAAAGUUAAUAUUGUGCAGUUAUUUCCUGAUAACUUGGCCUGUUCUCUCAGUGGUUUUCUACAUCAAACAUACAUUUAAUAUAUAAACUUGAUCUUUAAAUAUUAAGGCAGCAGCUCAGAAGAGGGUAAAGCUAUGAACACUGUAAGAAAUGUUAAGAUCACUGAUACUGUAGGUGUUUAAGAGCUUAUUGUGAUUGUGUGAAGAGUGUAUGAUGCUGUAUAUAACAGCAAAUAUAGAAUUUGCCUACAGGUGCACAACUGUACAUUGGGUUGUGGCGACAAGAUCUAAUUAUUAUUUCCGCAAUACUGCAUGUGAUAUUGUAGCUAGGUCUGAGUCAAGUAGCCACUUAUUGUGUAACGAAGUAACAAUGUGUUUGAAAGCUUGUAUAGGUUUCAUGUUUUUAAAUUGAACAAAUUUCUGCAAAGGGGCAUUGUUUCAACUGUAUAACAAAAAGGAAAGUUAGAGUUUCAUGCUAAUUUGACCAGGUAUGGUAUCGUAGCAGUUAUUUUCAUACAUCAACCCAAUUACAUGACUUGUUUUUAUGUAGUGAUCAGGUGUUCAGCAUUAAUGUCCUUGUAUCAUAUUCAGUACAAGAAACAAUUCAAGAAAGUGAACAACCAUACCACAUACUGCAGUAUGUUACCAGG